AUGUGUGUUCCAGAGUGUCUGCAGAGGGCUGUGGAAGGAAAAGCCGCCUCCGAUGAAGAUGAGGAUCACAGAGACACGGCAGAGGAGAAAGGACGCCACCUGCUGGACACAAAGAGGCACUGCACCAGAACGCACAGCUGUGGGAAAGGAUGUCCGGACAGAGCGCGACACAGAGGAACCAGUCUGAACCAGGACAACACCGAGGCCAAAGCACCAGACAAGACUCCUCAGUCCGUGGAUCGGUUGCAGAGAAUGUCUUCACUGGAGGAGAAGCUCCGGGACGCACUCUCUCUUCUUUUACAGCUACGCAAAAAGAACGUGUCCAGUCGAGCCUUGGGGAGGAUCGUCUUGGACACUUUAGAUCUGUGCUGCAGGAGCGGGGACGGACCGCCUCAGGUUCUGCACGUGGCCGAGGCGCUGUGUGCGCGGCUCUCCACCUCUGAGCUCUUCACAGACAGAGAAGGAGACUCAGAGACGGAGAAGCGGCUCCCCCUAGUGGCCCGUCAGAGCAACAGCACCAGCUCUCUUCUCAUCUCAUGUUAA
This is a messenger RNA of Knipowitschia caucasica, 543 nucleotides long. The record is from the annotation of a GenBank genome assembly. Lineage: Eukaryota; Metazoa; Chordata; Actinopteri; Gobiiformes; Gobiidae.